AAAGAGCAGCACUCAAUUUUGGAGAGCAGCCACGAUUCAUAUCUACGAUAUCUAUACCUUAUUCUAAAUAUAUGUCUAUUCAGACAUUUCUUUCUGUUCAAAGGCGGGAAGGAAUCUGAAAAUAUGACAGGUGAUCAUGAGUAUGCCAUAGAGGACAUUCUGGCAGCGGGAGACCCAGAAGCCCUUUUUCAGAGUUAUGUUGAUGAAGACCCAGGAGUGUUUUUUCAGGACUAUGCUGAGGAAGACCUGGGAGACCUCUAUCAGGAGGACCAUGUUGAUGAAGACCAGGGAGACCUUUAUCAGGAACAUGUUGAUGAAGACCAGGGAGACCUUUAUCAGGACCAUGUUGAUGAAGACCUGGAAGACCUCUAUCAGGACAAUGUUGAUGAAGUCCAGCAAAUUAAUGUCACAGUCUUCAUGCCAGUCAUUGCAAUUCCUCUCUUAAUACCAGUAUUUGUACCAGUUCUUGUGCCAGUUCCCGUACAAUCUAAUGCGGACCAGCAGAGAGUGUCCAGUCCCAUAGUCUCAUCGAGGGGUGUCAACGUUGGACAGUCCAACACACAGGUGGGAAAAGAUGCCAGAGGAUCUGCUUUGUGUUGCUCAGCAACAGUUUUGGAGUCUGAGCCGAGGCCAUCAACCAGCAAUGCCUCUGUGUCUACUGAGACCAAAGGGACGUUGUCAAGGAAGAGACGGAGGUGCCCCUCAGACGAUGGUUCAGCCGUGGGGAGCACGCCACAGGAGGCCGAAGAUAGGCCCUGUGUUCCCACAUUACAGGAAGACCUCAGAGGAGUCUCCCUGAAGCCAAAGGUGAACCAGGAGCUCAUUGUCUUCAGCAGCAUUAACAGCAGUCACUAUGUAUUCCUCAGAGACACUGUGUACAUCUGGGUGUGGGUCUGGGUGUGGGUGUGGGUGUGGGUGUGGGUGUGGGUGUGGGUUGGCAUCAGCCUGUCCACCGCUGGAUAG
Molecule: messenger RNA, 963 nt
Organism: Alosa alosa (allis shad)
Lineage: Eukaryota; Metazoa; Chordata; Actinopteri; Clupeiformes; Clupeidae
Exons: 6
Coding region: 124-963 (279 amino acids)
Source: RefSeq, a predicted model, not a curated record